Prorocentrum cordatum is the source of this 402-nucleotide messenger RNA. The record is from the annotation of a GenBank genome assembly. Lineage: Eukaryota; Dinophyceae; Prorocentrales; Prorocentraceae.
AUGGCCAGCGAGCUUGUGGAGGCCGAAGAGGCAGCGGCCGAGGCUGGCGAUGGGGCCUUCUUCCCAGAGGGGGACGGCGGCUGCCGCGGCGGGCUGCAGACGGCGCUCACGGUGCUGGCGCGCCCGCUGGCGCACACGGCGCGCGGGCUGUGGGCGGCCCGGAUGGCGUUCAUGCUCGCGGGGCGCGAGUGCUGGCCGACCUUCGGCCAGGUCGCGGAGAGCUGGCCGGUGAGCUACGGGCACAUCCUGCAGGUGGCCCUGGACGCCGAGGCGCUGCACGAGCCAGGGCCGGCAGCAGAAUUCGGACGCCCCCGCCGCUGGCCCAUGCCACCGCCCAUUCAACGGACAAAGGGCAGUACCAGAUAUAGCUCGGAAGCUGAGAGGCUCCGGCGAGCGGGGUGA